AUGCAGCUUAAAAUAAUGCCGAAAAAGAAGCGCUUAUCUGCAGGCAGAGCGCCGCUGAUGCUCUUCCUGUGCCAGAUGAUUAGUGCACUGGAAGUCCCUCUUGAUCCAAAACUUCUUGAAGACUUGGUACAACCACCAACCAUCACUCAACAGUCUCCAAAAGAUUACAUUAUUGACCCUCGGGAGAAUAUUGUAAUCCAGUGUGAGGCAAAGGGGAAACCUCCUCCAAGCUUUUCCUGGACCCGAAAUGGGACUCAUUUUGACAUAGAUAAAGACCCUCUCGUCACCAUGAAGCCUGGCUCAGGAACCCUCACAAUCAACAUCAUGAGCGAGGGGAAAGCAGAGACCUAUGAAGGAGUCUAUCAGUGUACAGCCAGGAACGAACGCGGGGCUGCGAUUUCUAAUAACAUUGUCAUCCGUCCAUCCAGGUCACCGUUGUGGACCAAAGAAAAGCUUGAACCAAUAACACUUCGAAAUGGCCAGUCUUUGGUCCUUCCCUGCAGACCACCAAUUGGGUUACCACCACCCAUAAUAUUCUGGAUGGAUAAUUCCUUUCAGAGACUUCCACAGAGUGAGAGAGUUUCCCAAGGUCUGAAUGGAGACCUUUACUUUUCCAACGUGCUCCCGGAGGACACCCGGGAAGACUACAUCUGUUACGCCAGGUUUAAUCACACUCAAACCAUACAGCAGAAGCAACCAAUUUCUGUUAAGGUGAUUUCAGUGGAUGAAUUGAAUGACACUAUAGCUGCUAAUUUGAGUGACACUGAGUUUUAUGGUGCUAAAUCACAUAGACAGAGGCCACCAGCAUUUUUAACUCCAGACGGCAAUACAAGUCGCAAAGAGGAAUUAAGAGGAAAUGUCCUUUCCCUUGAGUGCAUUGCAGAAGGGCUGCCUACCCCAAUUAUUUACUGGAUAAAAGAAGAUGGAACACUCCCCAUCAACCGGACAUUUUAUAGGAACUUUAAGAAGACUCUGCAAAUCGUCCAGGUUACAGAAGCAGACUCUGGAAAUUACCAGUGUAUAGCAAAAAAUGCAUUAGGAGCCAUCCAUCAUACCAUUUCUGUCACAGUUAAAGCGGCUCCAUACUGGAUCAUAGCACCUCAAAAUCUUGUGCUGUCCCCUGAAGAGGAUGGAACCCUCAUCUGCAGAGCGAAUGGCAAUCCGAAACCCAGAAUUAGCUGGUUAUCAAAUGGAGUCCCGAUAGAAAUUGCCCCUGAUGACCCCAGCAGAAAAAUAGAUGGCGACACCAUUAUUUUUUCCAAAGUUCAAGAAAGAUCAAGUGCAGUGUAUCAGUGCAAUGCCUCUAACGAAUAUGGAUAUUUACUGGCAAACGCAUUUGUAAAUGUUCUGGCUGAGCCACCACGAAUCCUUACAUCUGCAAACACACUUUAUCAGGUCAUCGCAAACAGACCUGCCUUACUGGACUGUGCUUUCUUUGGGUCUCCUCUGCCUACCAUCGAGUGGUUUAAGGAUGCUAAAGGAAGUGCUCUUCGUGAAGAUAUUUAUAUUUUACAUGAAAAUGGAACUUUGGAAAUUCCUGUGGCCCAGAAGGACAGUACGGGAACUUAUACAUGUGUUGCACGGAAUAAGUUAGGAAUGGCAAAGAAUGAUGUUCACCUGGAAAUCAAAGAUCCAACACGGAUCAUUAAACAGCCUGAAUAUGCAGUUGUGCAAAGAGGGAGCACCGUGUCCUUUGAAUGCAAAGUGAAACACGAUCACACCUUAAUCCCCACUGUCACGUGGCUGAAAGACCUUGGGGAGCUGCCCAGUGAUGGAAGGUUCACUGUUGACAAGGACCAUUUGGUGGUCGCUGAUGUCAGCGAUGAUGAUGGUGGGACCUACACGUGUGUGGCCAACACAACUCUGGACAAUGUUUCAGCUAGUGCUGUGCUUAGCGUUGUCGCUCCUACUCCAACUCCAGCUCCCAUUUACGACGUCCCAAAUCCUCCCUUUGAUUUAGAAUUGACAGAUCAACUCGACAGGAGUGUUCAGCUGUCAUGGACCCCAGGCGAUGACAACAAUAGUCCUAUUACAAAAUUCAUCAUUGAAUAUGAAGAUGCAAUGCAUGAGCCAGGCCUGUGGCACCACCAAACUGAAGUUCCUGGAACACAGACCACGGCCCAGCUGAAGCUGUCACCGUAUGUCAACUAUUCCUUCCGAGUGAUGGCGGAAAACAACCUGGGGAGGAGCUUGCCCAGUGAGGCAUCUGAGCAGUAUUUGACUAAAGCUGCAGAACCUGAUAAAAAUCCCACAGCUGUGGAAGGGCUGGGAUCAGAGCCAGAUAAUUUGGUGAUUACAUGGAAGCCCUUGAAUGGUUUUGAAUCUAAUGGGCCAGGCCUUCAGUACAAAGUUAGCUGGCGCCAGAAGGAUGGCGAUGAUGAAUGGACGUCUGUGGUUGUGGCAAAUGUAUCCAAAUACAUUGUCUCGGGCACCCCAACGUUUGUCCCAUACCUGAUCAAAGUUCAGGCCCUGAACGAUGCAGGGUUUGCCCCAGAGCCAGCUGUGGUCAUGGGACAUUCUGGAGAAGACCUCCCAAUGGUGGCUCCCGGGAAUGUGCGUGUCAGCGUGGUAAACAGCACCUUAGCUGAGGUGCACUGGGACCCUGUACCUCUGAAAAGCAUCCGAGGACACCUGCAGGGCUAUCGGAUUUACUACUGGAAGGCACAGAGUUCAUUGACAAGAAACAGGCGCCAUCUUGAAAAGAAGAUCCUUACUUUCCAGGGCAGCAAGACUCACGGCAUGUUGCCUGGGCUGGAGCCCUUUAGCCACUACGCACUGAAUGUCCGUGUGGUCAAUGGGAAAGGGGAGGGUCCAGCCAGCGCUGACAAGGUCUUCAAUACUCCGGAAGGAGUCCCCAGCGCUCCAUCCUCUUUGAAGAUUGUUAAUCCAACACUAGAUUCUCUCACUUUGGAAUGGGAGCCACCAAGUCACCCGAAUGGCAUUUUGACAGAGUAUACCUUAAAAUAUCAGCCAAUUAAUAGCACACAUGAGUUAGGCCCUCUGGUAGAUCUGAAAAUUCCUGCCAACAAGACCCGCUGGACUUUAAAAAAUUUAAAUUUCAGCACUCGAUAUAAGUUUUAUUUCUAUGCGCAAACAGCAGCAGGAUCAGGAAGUCAAAUAACAGAAGAAGCAAUAACCACUGUGGAUGAAGCUGGUAUUCUCCCACCUGAUGUAGGUGCAGGCAAAGUAUACCCCAGGAUCAGCAAACUUACUACUGCUGCUGCUGAGACCUCAGCCAAUAUCAGUUGGGAAUAUGAGGGACCAGAGCUUGGGAACUUUUAUGUUGAAUAUAGUGUAGCUGGCAGCAAAGAAGAAUGGAGGAGAGAAAUUGUAAAUGGUUCUCGGAGCUUCUUUGGGUUAAAGGGUCUAAUGCCAGGAACAGCAUACAAAGUUCGAGUUGGUGCUGAGGGAGAUUCUGGUUUUGUGAGUUCAGAGGAUGUGUUUGAGACAGGCCCAGCGAUGGCAAGCCGGCAGGUGGAUAUAGCAACUCAGGGCUGGUUCAUCGGUCUAAUGUGUGCUGUCGCUCUCCUGAUCUUAAUUUUGCUGAUUGUUUGCUUCAUCAGAAGAAACAAAGGUGGUAAAUAUCCAGUUAAAGAAAAGGAAGAUGCCCAUGCAGAUCCUGAAAUCCAGCCUAUGAAGGAAGAUGAUGGCACUUUUGGAGAAUACAGUGAUGCGGAAGACCACAAGCCUUUAAAAAAAGGCAGUCGAACACCUUCAGACAGGACUGUGAAAAAGGAAGAUAGCGAUGAUAGCCUAGUUGACUAUGGAGAGGGAGUGAAUGGCCAGUUCAAUGAGGAUGGCUCCUUUAUUGGACAGUACAGUGGUAAGAAAGAGAAAGAACCAGCUGAAGGAAACGAAAGCUCAGAGGCACCAUCUCCUGUCAACGCCAUGAAUUCAUUUGUCUAA
Messenger RNA from Rangifer tarandus platyrhynchus (Svalbard reindeer), 3906 nucleotides. Lineage: Eukaryota; Metazoa; Chordata; Mammalia; Artiodactyla; Cervidae. The record is from the annotation of a GenBank genome assembly.